CCCGGAAGCACACCAGUGUUAUUAUGCUAACGGUGUGUCAUCAACACAACAGCACUCGGGUGGGAAUUGCAAACGUUGGGAGAUAUAAGAGUCCUAGAUCCAUAUUAAUGUUUUUGUAGGGGACAUUUGAAGUCAAGUAAGAAAUAGUUUCUCUGUGAACAGGCUGUCAUAAAGUUAACUGGAUAGCAGGACUUGCAAACGGACUCAAACUACUAAGCUACGUUGAUCUCCCACAGCUGGACUGUUAGCAAGCAGGCUAACUGGCUGAUUCCCUCUGCUUGAGUCCUGACGGGACGUGAGGGAGAUGUCCUGCAGCUUAUUGGAGUUUUGUCGGCUCCAAGAGCUCAAAACGGUCAGGGACUACUUGUUCCAGAGCAAGAAGACCGAACCAAUAGUGGAGAAUAAUCAAACAGAAAAUGAGCUGUCCUGGGACACCUCCGAUUGGGAGUCAGCGUGGGAUAGUGGUGACAACAAGGAAGAGGAGGCCACUUCUUCCACAACCGUGGAGGAGGAGACCACAGGGCAGAGUGGACCCUGGCUGCAGGACUGCGUAGUGUCGCUGUCGCCUUGCUCUGACCUGCUAGUCGUAGCCCGUGAACAGAAGGCUGUCUUUCUCUCAGCAAAGUGGCGUUCAGAUGACAGUGGCAGAGAGGAGAUGACCCUGGCUGUGUCUUGGACUGGAACCCUCAGCGCCGACGAAGGAGAGUGUGUGAGCAGCACCAUCUGUAUACCACUGGCAAGUCAGAAGAGGAGCUCCACAGGGCGGCCUGACUGGACAUGUAUAGUAGUGGGUUUCAGCUCUGGAUAUGUCCGCUUCUACACAGAGAAUGGGGUUCUGCUCCUGGCCCAGCUGCUGCAUGAGGACCCUGUACUGAGGCUCAAGUGUCGCACAUACGAGAUUCCUCGUCAUCCUGGAAUAACCGAGCAGCAUGAAGAAUUAAGUAUCCUUUACCCUGCUGCUCUGGUCACCGUCGAUGGCUUCAGCCUCUUUCAGUCUCUGCGUGCCUGCAGGAACCAGGUUGCGAGAGCGGCAGCAGCAGGUAGUGAUGUGAUCCAGCCUCCACCCCUGGCCUAUAAGAAGUGGGGUCUGCAGGACAUGGACAUCAUUGUGGACCACAGUAGUGUGGGCAUUAUGACGCUGUCUGUGUUUGACCAGAUGAAGAAUGCAUCCAUCCUGGGGGGGUUUAAUGCUUCUGUCAAGGGCAGCCCGCCUGCCAUGAGCCAGUAUGUCACUGUGGGAGGUGGGCCAUACACGGGCUUUUACUAUGCGGUAGAGGGAAGCUCCCAGCCUCUGCUCUCCCAUGUGGCAAUGGCUGUAGCCAGUAAACUCACCUCAGCCCUCUUCAGUGCUGCCAGUGGAUGGUUAGGUUGGAACAAGAACAAGAAUGAAGAGGAGGUUGUUCAGAAACAGAAGCCCAAGGUUGAACCUGCAACACCUUUGAGUAUCAGAUUCGGCCUCCCAGACUCUCGUCGCCAUGGCGAGUCCAUCUGUCUGUCCCCUUGCAACACGCUGGCAGGAGUGACGGAUGACUUUGGUCGAGUCACGCUGCUUGACUUGGCCAGGGGCAUUUCUAUUCGGAUGUGGAAAGGUUACAGAGAUGCUCAGCUGGGUUGGCUGCAGGUUGCAGAGGAGCGAGGCGAUCGGGAGUUAUCCCCCUCCGCCUCACUGCCCAGACGCCAUGCUCUGUUUCUGGUUAUCUACGCCCCCCGCAGGGGUAUCCUGGAGGUGUGGGCGAUGCAGCGGGGGCCGCGAGUCGGCGCCUUCACUGUGGGCAAACACUGCAGGUUGCUGUAUGCUGGCUACCGUUUGAUGGGAGUGAACAGUGUGACCAGUCAGGGCUAUCAGUUCCACACCCAGCAGGUGUGUCUGCUGGAUCCCAUCACAGGAGCGUUGCGGACAGUGAACAUCCCCUUCCACCUGGCCCUCAGUGACAAGAAAAGCGAACGAGCCAAAGAUAUGCACCUGUUAAAGAAACUCACUACUAUACUAAGGAGCAGAGAUGUGGACCCUGAAAUCUUGGAGAGCGAAGCCAAAAGCGUGAUGCUGGAUAUCAAACACCCUGCCAUUAAGAAGCAGGCUCUGGAAUCUCUGCUGUCAAAUAAGAAUGCUCCUGUCUCAUGUCUUAUUAACAUCACAUGCGCCUUAAAUGACAGUCUGAAGCAACAAGACCCUGAGGAAGUGGAUACACCAUUACUUCAUUUCUGCUCUUCACAACUAAAAUUGCUUCAGCUUUACAAAGAUAUUCAGCACCUGCAUUCUGCAGCAAACAUAGAGACACACUCUGAAAAUGACUCCCUUGAAGGUUUGGAAGAUGAAUUGUCCCGUGUUGGUCCCACCUUACAACGCUACGCUGAGCUCACCUCGAGACCAAGUGUUUCCUUUGCCCAGGAUUCGCCUGACACACCCCUGCCUGCCCAAGCCUUUCUCUCCCAAAUGCAGUGCACUGAGGAGGGGGAGUUGAGGGUGAUCCGCGUGUCGGAGGCUGAUUGGAAUCAGCUAGGGAACUUUAUGUUCUGGGGUUGUCUUUGUGAAAAAAGCCCACUUCACAAAGUGUGUGACACACUGCAGCAGGCUGGCAUCAGUCCACAGCAGCUACUGUCUCUUCUGCUAAGUGUAUGGCUGCAAAGAGAGAAGGAGAUGCUACAGAAACCACAAGACACUGUUAAAAACUUACACGCACUGCUCAUCGCCCUCAGCAACAUGAAAGGUGCAGUUGAGGAGUCAUGGGACCCCCAGUCUAUCUCACCCUGGUGGCAGCAAGUUCGCAGCACCUGCAUCCAGUCCCACAAUGCUGCCGCCGCUUUGCUGGCUGCCUUUGUUGCUCACCGUGCUGCUAAGGCUAGCAUCGCGAGCCGGGCUGACAGCAAGUUGCAGUCAGAAUGGGAGGCCGUGUCCCUAGAGCUGGAGCAGUGGGUGGUGUGCGUUCGCCAGCUAGAGGAUGUGUUGGUGCUGCAGACUCUGCUGUUUGUGCCUCCUCCUCCUGGAGCAGCAGGGGGUGCUGCAACACAGUGCUCCAUCAAAACACUACUAGAAGGAGGCACAGGUGGCAUUGCCGACAGUGUCUCCAAGUGGGUCUUCAGGCAAAAUUUGGCCCCUGAGCGACUUAAGGAAAUUGUGCGAAAGAAAGAAGACAAAGAGGAAGAUGUCAAACAAGACGAGAACCCAGGAGAAGAAAGAAAGGAGGAGCAGAAGGAGAAGAGCCAAGAGGGCACAGACAGGACAGCAGAGCUGUUGGUGGCAGUGUGUCAGAGGUUCCCACACUCCCUCUCACCUGACUUGCUCUUCGCCCACUGCUGCUGGGAAUAUGUCGUGCAGUGGAACAAAGACACUGAGGAGGGUCGUUACUUAUGCUGGGCUGUGGAACAUUUGAAGCUGGUCUCCAGUCCACAUAUCCAACUAGGUAUUUCAACAAUGAUGUGGAGUACGUUCAUUGUCAAGCGUUUGUCAGCAGCAGCCUUCCUCAUGGAGAAAGUGGGGAAAGCACCUAAAGAUCGCUUAUGUCGACGGGAUGUCGGGAUGGGAGACAAAGCCGUGACGACUUUCCUGGCCUGCUGUGUCCAGCUGCUGCAGAUCCUCAUGGAGGUGACUGGAGUAUUGGUUAAAAAUCAAUGCCCUUUGUCUUUUAUAAAUUACUAUGCGGACGCAGCGGUGGAGGAGGUUUCUGCCCCGGAGCUGUCAGUGGAGGAGGCGUGGUAUGGAGCGGAGGGUCCUGCGUCCAUAGCUGACCUCGCCCUGGAGCAGAAAGGUGUCCACUACCCCCUGGUGCAACACCACUGCCUGUUAGCCUCCCUGCUACAUGCUGCUAUGACCUUCAAUGUGAAGGUCAAACCACUCAGCCUGUUUGAUAGCAAGGGUAAGAAUGCUUUCUUCAGAGAUCUAACAACCAUCCAACUGAUGCCCAGCGGAGACAUGGACCCAGGCCUGGUCUCACAACGGCAAGAGUUCCUCCUCCGGGUGCUGACUGGAUGGGUGCAGGCUAUAGAUGAUUCAUCCGGGUCAGCGUCUGGCACCACGUCGCUUCCUCUUCCCUCCAGUGGCCCCAAGGCUGACUGGUGGCCCUCGCUGUGUCUGGAGCUGGGCCACCUGCUGCAAGUCAACGCCGACAUCCUGAGACGGCACCUCGUCUGCGAGCUCUACAACCAGGGCCUGGACUCCCGGGCUGAAGAGGUGAUGUUAGAGGUGGAAGACAAGGAUGUGCUGGGCUCUCAGCUGCUGGUGCUGACUGGCCAGAGGAUGAGCUACUCGCUGCUGCACAGCCAGAGCCAGACUCAGGCUGCCAUGGAGCUGCUGGCCCGCCUGCCCCCGACCCUCUGCACGUGGCUCAAGGCUAUGGACCCCAGUGAGCUGCGGUGCCCCCUGGUCCCCCUGUCGCAGACCAGCAGGCUGGUCGGCCGUCUGAUUGAAAUCCUCCCAGAGAACCACGCCCAGUACAGCCUGGCCCUGCACCUUCUGGAAGCUGUGGAGGUCCUCACUGCUGAGGACUGACUCUGAGAGGGAGGGAGGGAGGGAGGGAGGGAAGGAGGGUGGAGAAACCUUUGAAGGCAAUAGUGGACAGACUGAGAGAUCCUAAGUCCUAAGAGAGGAAAAAACAAACAAACAGAAGUGCUCUGGAGUUCGACGGAGGCACGAUAAACAGCCUUCUCACCCUCUAUCGUCAUUAAUCAUGGAGAGCUUAUGUGUUUUAUUGUUCAGCUCAUACUAAUGCGAUGAAUUCGUCCUCGCAACACAAUAAUAGGCUUUUAACUUUUUAUUAAUUGAUCAUAUUUUUGUGCAUGUAACAUAAAAUAUAUCAAAUACUUGCGUUAUUGGAGAGUACUGUUUGCAGAUACGCUAACAGAUGGUUAUUAAGAAGUGGGGCAUGUCUUUCCUUUGUCACGUCACCUUCCACCCUUUUCAGUCUGAUUAACUUUAAAAAUCAGAUGUCAUUGUGUGGAUGUCAUAACGUGUGCCAUAUCAGAGUUCUGUUUGACAUUUCUCCUUCCUCUAUCUCUCUCAUAGACAAGAGGUGUAUAAGAGAAAUAUGGACCUUAUUUUUUAUUUAUAUAUGCAGACAGUACUGUACUAGCUGUGCCUGUACACCUCCUAUUCUGUAGUCCCAAGUUCAGUUGCUUCUGCUGAGCUGCUCCAGAGCAGAAUAAAGAGGUUUCUCAACAGCUUA
Molecule: messenger RNA, 5159 nt
Organism: Scatophagus argus
Lineage: Eukaryota; Metazoa; Chordata; Actinopteri; Scatophagidae
Gene: rab3gap2
Product: RAB3 GTPase activating protein subunit 2 (non-catalytic)
Exons: 35
Coding region: 305-4486 (1393 amino acids)
Biological process (GO): regulation of GTPase activity
Source: RefSeq, a predicted model, not a curated record